AACGAUAAUAGCUGUCUUUUAGAGUCUGUUUCUGAUGCUAAUAAACCACCAGAUACUUCUUCAAACAAGCCCAUCAUAGAUCAGGCUGGAAAAGACGAAGAAACAAAGCAAGAAGCUAUCGACUCGACUAAUGAUAAAGUAACCUCAUUGCGAGAUCGACUAUCCUUACCAUUUGUUGUCACUGCAACGAACGUUCCCGCAACAACUCGCAAUUUGAGACGCCUACUCUCACGACUCACAACAGUCGUUUCCACGGAUCAGGCUUUAGCCUGGAAUGGUUUGCAGACGACUCUAAGUUCUUACAAUACUAGGAAAUCGAGACUGUGGAAUAACGAUUCCGAGGAUCGGCUUAUCCAAAAGGGAAGAAUUUUAGCAUCCGAGCCAAACAAAAGAAGGGAAGAAGUUGAGAAACAGGAUCUUGGAUACAUAGCUGAUCUGAAAAAUCAGUUGGCUAUCUUCAGAGAUAAACAAACUCAGUAUGAGCUCUACUUGUCCGACGCCCUUCAACUUGAGAAACAGACUGUCAGAGUCGAUCAGUGGACAUGGCCAGAUGUUUCUAAGGCAUUGUCAGGGGGCCUUGCCGCUCCUGGCAUCAUACAACACCUCGUCAAAGAGAUAAGUCAAGCCGAGCUUAUGAACGAUUAUAUCCAGUUGGAGCGAUUGAUUGAUCAUCCAGAGGGAUUUAUAGUGACCCAUUUAACUGGUCUGCUUGCCAGUCGUGAGUCGGCGCUGGUACAAGCAGAAGAAAUGAAAUCAACACUAUCCAUUCGAAUGUCUGAGUUGACGGCAAAGACAAUCGAAUUGGCUGGUCGAGCUGAAGAGCUACGCUUGACUAAUGAAGAGAGCCAGCAAGAAGCUAAACAGCUCAGGUAA
Molecule: messenger RNA, 873 nt
Organism: Protopolystoma xenopodis
Lineage: Eukaryota; Metazoa; Platyhelminthes; Monogenea; Polystomatidea; Polystomatidae
Source: the annotation of a GenBank genome assembly